UCUACUCUUGACUUAAGCCGAAUAUCUAAGAAUUAUUGACUGUCCCUUGUAGUGUAGUCAUGUUUUUUAAAAUAAAUAUAAUUAAUUAAUUCAAUGUUCUUAUCAUUAUAAGUUUCUUUUUCACGUUUUUAUGGAGUAUGUUCAACAGUGUAAUUAUUUGUAACGUUUAUUGUGCUAUAAACAAUAUCUACGCAGCUAUAUAAACGAAAUAGUGUGCCUAUCGGACUCAUAGAAACGUGAUUAUAGAGGCCAUUUACAAAUGCCUUUAUGUUCCAAAACUAUGCUUCGAAAAGCGGACUUAUAGUUUACUAUAUAGACGUUUAGUCGUUAAGUUGUUUCGGUAAAAGAAAGUUGGGUGAUCGUGUUAAUUGUUUAGUUAAUUAUUAAAUAGCAAAAAUGGCAACAGACGAAAAUUCUUGGAGAACGCAAAAUUUUCGUCAAAGUGUAAUAGCGAAAAUUGAAUAUUUUCUACACAGAGAUGAAGCUGUACAGUCAUCUGGAAUGCCCAUUACCAGAAAUAGUAUUGAUAUGGAAAAUCAUGUUUUUCAAAAGGCAAAAACCAGGGAAGAAUACUUAAGUUUCGUAGCCAGACUAAUCCUACAUGUCAGAGAACUAAAUUCUAAAAAAGCUGGAGCUACUCCACCAGGUACGGCUGGUUCAGGAAAUCAAGGAAUGCCAGAUCCAAUUGGAGCAUUACAAACGUUGGCACGUCAAGGAACUGGUAAUAAUCAAAUGAUGAAUAUUAGCGGACCAGGACCAAAUCCUCAGGGAAUAAUACCCCAACAACCUGCAAAUACAGCUACAAAUUUAUUGCAAAGCUUAAAUCAACGUCCUGGACAACCUAUGACCAUGCAAAGUAUGCAGAAUAAAAUGCCAGGUAUAGGUAUGAUGUCUGCUCAAACUAGUGGUCCAAUGAACCACAUGGGUCCAAUUCAAACUAUGCAGAAUAAUUCAAUGUUGACACAAAUGAAUCCAAUGGCGCAAGGAAACAUGCCCCAACAAAUGAAUCAAGUUGUUCCCAAUCAAAUGGGACCAAUUACUACUGGACAAAUGCAACAAAAUAUGCAAACACAAAUGCAAAAUCAGUUAUCCAAUCAAAUUAGUAAUCAAAUUGGUGCAUCUAUAAGUGGAAUUCAAACUAGUAUGUCUCAACAAAUGAAUCAAAUUGCGCCAGGGCAGUUAGGUCCUGGUCAAAUGCAACAACAAUUAAAUCACAUGCAGAGGAAGCCUGGUGAAAUGAUAAAUACUGGAUAUCCAGGCCCUAGAAAUGUUGCAGCAAAUCAGUUUUUACGACAAAGUCCAUCCCCAUCAGCUCCAAGUCCAGCUGGUUUAGGUGCACCAUCAAGUAAUCAGAUGGUAGCAUCUCCAGCAUUAGUUCCAUCACCAAGUCCACAACAUGCUAUAAUGGCAGGUCCACAACGAUCUGUUGGUAUGGCACCAUCACCUAGCAGUUCUUUGAACACUCCUGGAGGUGUGGGUGCUACUCCAAGUCCACAACAAGAAGACCAAGCAUACAGAGAUAAAGUUAGACAAUUGAGUAAAUAUAUUGAUCCUUUACGAAGAAUGAUUGCUAAAAUGGGCAAUGAAGGAAAUGUCGAUAAAUUAAGUAAGAUGAAAAAGCUUUUGGAAAUUUUAUCAAAUCCCAGCAAACGCAUGCCAAUGGACACAUUAUUAAAAUGUGAGGCAGUCCUUGAAAAAGUUGACUUUAAGCGAAGCGAUGCAAGUGUUGGUCCUCCUGUAACAACGCUUAAAGAACAUCAUUUCUUUAGUCCACUUUUGGAAGCAGUAAGCACACAUCUUCAAAGUCCAGUGGUAAAUCAUACGUUACAACGAACCUUUGGUCCAUGUCUAGAAGCAUUAUUUGGUCCAGAAAUAAAAAAUCUACCACCACCACUAAAGAAACAAAAAAUAGAAGAAUCCCCUAGUGAAAUACCAGAUGUAUUGCAAGGUGAAAUAGCUCGAUUGGAUCAACGAUUUAAGGUCAGCCUUGACCCUGCGCAACAAACAGGAUCCAAAUGUAUUCAGUUAAUAUGUUGGUUGGAUGAUCGUCAUCUUCCAUGUGUACCACCAGUAUCAGUUACGGUUCCCGCAGAUUAUCCUUUAACACCACCGCGUUGCGUGAUGGCAUCUCACGAAUAUGCUACAACAUUUCUUUGUGCUGUGCAGAAGGCUUUGAAUGCACGUAUUACGAAACUUCCUCGCCGCUUUUCUGUAUCACAGCUAUUAGAUACAUGGGAAAUGAGUGUAAGACAAGCAAGUGCGCCUUCGCAAGUACCUGUUACUGCCAGCACUGUAUUAAUGGGCUUCUAAUAAAAUUUACGUGUAAACUACUUUAUAAUUUGAUAUACAUAUAGAUUGAAAUGUUACUUUCAGUUUAUUACAAAUUUUUUUAUUUCAUUUGAGUAAAUAUUGGUCAUGAAAAAAUUUAAUAUAAUAAAUAAAAAUUAAUAUAAUAAAUUCCAGCAAAAAGCCAUGCACUGUUCUUAUUUAACUUUUUAUAUUUGAAACAAAAAAUCUUUUUUAAGUAAACUACUUAAGCUAGAUGCUUGGAGCAUGUAAGCAUGUAUUCAACUGUCAGGUGCUAGCUAUUUCCUGGAGUAUGUAUACAUGCAGCUUUAAGGGGCAAGUUGCUUGGAAUGUAUAAGUAUGCAGGUGUGCGUGGAAAUCAAUGUACGCCCGGUUCUAGAUGCAUAUGAGCGCGAUCUUCUUUUGCAUAAAAAUUAUAUUUUUGUUGAUUGACCCGUAACUGACCGUGGUUGGCCUCGGAAAACAAGAUAGAUUGCAGAAAUAGUCGAUUUUGUACGGGCGAAUUGUACAUGAGAUACAUAAAGAGUGAGAACGAAAGGGAGUGUGUACUUAGUUUUUCUUUCCUGUAUUCAGACGUUUGUUAUAUUAUUUUUUGUGACAAUAAAAUCCUGUUUGUAUGAGAACAUCAAUUAUCUUACACUUUGAACACCUUUGUAUACAUGUAUAUAGAUAAUUACAGAUAUGCAAGUACUCAACAUUUCGAAUUCGAGUCGGGCAGGUAAAGAUUGGACAAACGAAGCAUAUUUCGAAAUCAUCAAAAUUUAUUAGAGCUAACAGUGUCAGCAUUAAAAUGAGUAUUAGAGUUAACAAUAAUAUAUUAUUGAUCAUAGUAUCCACUUAUGUACACAAUUUUGUUGUUGAAUUGUAUCCUAUGAUAUACAUAAUCUGCAAUUGUUCAUUCUGUGUGAGGUACGAAUCUACUAACAAUAAGUAUCAUCAAAGAGUGCAAAGUAUUUCUAGAAUUGAUGCAAAUACAAAGUUAUUGGCACUGAAUUCUGAAAAAUAUAAGAAUCCGUUGUAUGAAACUAUGUAGAGUAGGUACAGCUACAUCAACAAUUUCAUUAAUUUAUUUUACAAAAAUGUUUUAAUUCGCGCUUAUUUAUAUACCUAUAUAUAAUUUGGUAUGGGUAUUUGUUGAUGUAUUUUUACAUACCUAUUAAGAAUUAUUUAAAUUCUUUACUCUAAACAUUUUACCUAUUUAUAGUAUUAAUUAGCUUUAAAAGAAUUUAUGUGUUCGCCUAGAAUUUCCUGCGACGUUUUAAUAAAUUCACUGUUCAUACAUUCAUAUACUUUUUCCACUAAUAGUGGAAGAUCGUCCUUGUUUAAACCUUCAGUAGGAAUGGGAGGUAAAAUCGUAACGCAACUUAUACCUAAAAAAUAAUAUAAAACAUUAAAUAAAACAGUCUUGUUUACUUCAUAUUUAAAUAAAAACAAACCUGAUUUCCAAACCUGAAUUAAAUAUUUUCCAUUUAGAAUUCAAAAAAUAGUAUUUAGAAACCACUACUGGUUGAAUUGGGAACUGCGUUGCGAUUGCAAUAUGAAAAGCUCCUUUUUUAAAAGGUAACAACUUGGGAUUUGAAUGUCGAGAGCCCUCCGGAAAUAUGAAAAGGUUUGUCUAUAAAAUUUUUAAAACUAAUAAUCAAUUGAUUAUCGUAAAUAUUUGUAAAUAUCUUUACUUUGUAUUACCUUUGUAUCUUUUAUAAUUUGUGCUGUAUUAUUCAUAAUGUUAUGAGCUUCCUUGCUUUUCUGUCUACUAAUAAAAAUAGUUCCCCAAAGCCAGGCUGCAAUGCCAAAUGAUCCAAAAAAUAGUAUCUCUUUCUUGGCAAUAACAGCACAUCUUCUAUUCAUUAACCAC
Nomia melanderi (Alkali bee) is the source of this 4162-nucleotide messenger RNA. It is a transcript of the gene MED15, whose product is annotated as mediator complex subunit 15. NCBI's taxonomy places the organism in Eukaryota, Metazoa, Arthropoda, Insecta, Hymenoptera, Halictidae. Gene Ontology annotation, biological process: regulation of DNA-templated transcription. Gene Ontology annotation, molecular function: transcription coregulator activity. The record is from RefSeq and is a predicted model, not a curated record.